Thyridium curvatum is the source of this 705-nucleotide messenger RNA. RefSeq lists its product as uncharacterized. The transcript is spliced from 2 exons. Lineage: Eukaryota; Fungi; Ascomycota; Sordariomycetes; Thyridiales; Thyridiaceae. The record is from RefSeq and is a predicted model, not a curated record. The coding region runs from base 1 to 705 and encodes 234 amino acids.
AUGGCAUUCCCACGCCCAGGAGGGAACUCCUCUCUACAACAGUCAGAGCCGUUUGUCGACUCGGGGUUCGACAUCUUCGAGUGGCACGAGCAGUUUCAGUCGUGCGUGCGCUACUUUGUAGACCACGCCCAGCACCACGGGCCGAUACAGGCGGUGGCGGCCUUUGUCAACAUCCAGCUGCCGUUCCAGAGCGCCGUGCGGCCCAUCCUGUCUUCCGCGGGCACCGCUUCCCCCUCUCCGGUCCCGGCUCCAGGAUCCUCCUCCUCCUCCUCCUCCGCCUCCCGGCCGCCGCCGCCGCCGCCGCCGCAGAGCAUCCCGCUGGGAGCCGUGCACUCGCCCUCGCCGCUGUCGCGGGUCUCGCUGGUGCCCUACAUACGCCGGCUCGUGGCCACGGGGUUCGACUUCCCCGCCGUCCUGCACGGGUUCUUCGGGGACGACUGGAUGGCCGGCAUCGGGCCGCUGCUCGAGGCGGAGCGGCGCAACUACCUGUUCGCCGCCAAGAGCGACACCUGGCUGCAGGUCAAGACGAGCUACGACAUGGCCGACGGGCAGACGGUGCCGUUCCUGCGCCCGCUGCAGAACGUCUCGGAGAAGGAGAUCGUCGUGGCCGAGACCAACUGGAGCGAGUGGCUCGCCAUGCAGGACUGGAUGCUCGGGCCCCGGGCGCCCGAGGACGAGAGGGGCGGGAUCAAGCAGGAGGACUGA